GCGGAAGUGCGGAGGGAAUGCGGGAGGGGGGCUCGAUGGCGGGGGAGGGGCCGCAAUUUGGCAGUGGCGCCAAGUUGAGUGUACUGUUUCUGGGACAAGCGCGCAGGAUAGCUGCGGGGACAUCGGCGGGGGAGCGGUGGUGUAGGGGAUGGGCCUGCGGCAUUUCCUUUACUUGACGCGCGACGGACACCAUCGCCAGUCGCGAGGAAGUCGACUCCGGAUAGUGCGUUCUACGGGAAUAUCCGCAUCAAGGACGAUGACGGGACACCGUGGCAGCUCCGCCUUCACCAUCACUCCAUACCGUACGCCCGAGCCGUCAGCUCGGAAGCCGUCGUCUUCUUUCUGUCAUCUCUCUGCCAUAGUCACGCCUUGGCUGCCCACAGGGCAACGACACGGCCGGCAACGAAGGACCGACAAUGCAUUGGGGUAGGUCGGGAUCGGGUCCCUGGCCUGGAAGGCUCCGCGGCACGUCGGCCGGAUAGCGGCGCGCUCAUUUGGGGGGGGGGGGGGAAAGGGAAGAGGUUGGCUGGGGGGGGGGGGGGGGGGGGGGGGGGGGGGGGGGGGGGGGUUGGGGGGGGGGGGGGGGGGGGGGGGGGAGAUGGGAAGAAGAAGGAGAGUGAGGCGGAGAGGGCGGACUAAGGGUGUCUCGCUCAAGCGAGACGGAAGGACUUGAGCACGGACGGACGGACGGACGGGAGGAGGGAGAUGUGAAGCGAGGCACUGAAGUGGCUGCGGUAAAGGACAGAAAAAAGAGAGAAGGCAACGGAGAGGAAAAGGAAAGCAAGUGGGAGAAGCAGAAGAUCGAGCGAGGAGGGGAGACAGCGAGGGGAGGACAGACAAUAGUUCCGUCGUCGGUCUCGCGCGCUUAUCGCGUGAGAUUGAAACGGGUGGAUGGCCGGUGCGUGUGUGCUUCUUCUGUUCUUUAGGGCGUUAGCGGACGGUUGGGUGUGUUGUCGUUCGCAUCGGCUCUGCUCGAUGUCGGGGAUGGCGCGGCAAGUGUUUGCCUCUCUUUCUAGGAGAGGGGCGGAGGUGUUAGGUGGGUGAGCGGUCUGAAGCAGAGGGGGCAGCGGUAGCUCCGGCUCGAACGAAGGGGAAAACGAUAUUUCUUACCGGCAGACACGAAUUUUGAGAGUGUGACCAUCGAAGGGGAGGAAGCAGACGCAUCACAAGCUUCUUCGAUUUGGAGGCGCGCGAGCGCGCGUCCUCGCCUACAUUCAGUCCAAGAGGAAAUAUCAUUGUGCGAGAUAUAGAUUCGGUCUCACGGCCUUUCCUCAAAAGUGCUUCAAUCAUGAAUCGGUAUAAAAUAAUUAAGCAGUUGGGGGACGGGACGUAUGGGAGCGUGUGGAAGGCAGUGAAUAGGCAAACAAAUGAAGUCGUUGCCAUUAAGAAGAUGAAGAGGAAGUUUUACUCAUGGGAGGAGUGCAUGAAUCUCCGGGAAGUGAAGUCCCUACGAAAGCUGAAUCACCCGAACGUUGUGAAGCUGAAGGAAGUCAUCCGGGAAAAUGACGAGCUGUACUUUGUCUUCGAGUUCAUGGAAUACAAUCUCUACCAAAUGAUGAAGGACAAGGAUAAAUACUUUCCAGAAUCGAAAGUCCGAAACUGGUGUUAUCAGGUGCUCCUUGCGUUGGCAUAUAUGCACAAGCAUGGCUAUUUUCACAGGGAUCUUAAGCCAGAAAAUCUUCUGGUGACGAAGGAUGUAAUCAAGGUGGCUGAUUUUGGACUUGCAAGGGAAGUUCGCUCCCGGCCUCCAUAUACAGAUUAUGUAUCCACUCGAUGGUAUCGUGCACCUGAAGUGUUGUUGCAGUCGUCAAGCUACAGUGCACCCAUCGAUAUGUGGGCCAUGGGAGCAAUUAUGGCAGAACUUUUCACGCUCAGGCCACUCUUCCCGGGAGUAAGCGAGGCGGAUGAGAUUUACAAGAUCUGCAGCGUGUUAGGGACGCCAAGUGUGGAGACGUGGCCAGCUGGCAUGAAGCUUGCUGCUUCCAUGAACUUCCGUUUUCCACAGUUCGCUGCUACUCAUCUGUCAGUGCUGAUUCCAAAUGCAAGUCCAGAGGCCAUCGACUUGAUGACGGUCAUGUGCUCUUGGGACCCUAGCAAGAGGCCAACUGCUGCGCAAACAUUGACACACGCAUUUUUCCAGCCAAUAACACUGAAGCUGACUCUAGGACCUUCUCUGGUGCGAAGAGACACUCGUCAUCCAUAUGGAUAUGAUGGGCAAGAGAAUAUUUACAAUGACGAAGUGCAUUCUGUCAGCCGGGCUGAUACAGAGGUCUCUGGAGGUGUGGAUGAGGUUUCUACAGUCUUGGAGACUGCCCUCCCUCCACCAACCAAGUACGCUGUUCCUGUGCCAGCGAUGGGAAUGCCGCCCAAGAUCAUCCCAAUGAAGCAAGUACGGUCGCUUCUCAAGCCCUUGCCUAUACAUGAAAAUGCUCCAUUGCCAUAUCAAGCAGCCUAUGCCUGCCCAGGUCGCUACCGUCCUUGUCUUCCACCUUUGGCGUCUGGCAGGAGUAACGCGAAUAGUGCAAUUGUGUUGAACGGGGGGAGCAAGAGUACACUUCCGGCUCCGUAUUCGAUGAGGAAUGGAGUUCAGCCGGCAGGUGGUGGGACCUUGCCACAAUCUUAUGGCUUCAGAGGCCAGUUGGCACCGAUGUUCACACAACCGGUUGGCGGCCCGGUGACAUACGGUGGGGCAUUUGCAAGCAACUCCUAUCGGUAUGAUGCAAGGAUGGGAGCAGCAAAUCGCAGGUACUAGAUGGAGUAGGUGGGUGAAGCUCGAAUCGUGUCCGUCUCAGAAGGGUGGUUAUCUGAUUGGAUGCAAAUUGCAGAUGGGGAAUGGCAUGGAAAAGCUGCGUCAUGGUGCCUGUGAGCGCGAUGGGUUCGACAGUUGUAUGGUGUUACGGCGAAGGGGAUGACCUGCUUCUGGUCGUGUCAGGUGGAGAAACGAUUGCAGGAAAAAGAUGGGAGGAGGGACUUGUCGAGUAGUAGUACGUACAUUGUAUAGGAAAAAGAUGGGAGGAGGGACUUGUCGAGGAGUAGUACGCACAUUGUAUAAAGAAGGAUAAGAGCACAAGGCGAACUUGCUCUCCCCUCUUCUCUCCAGUCCCCUUAUCUCCUGCUCUGUAGGCCAAGAAACUGGCAGCCCCUCCCUUUUGAGACUUUCUUCAGUGGAUGAUACGGAAGAUGGGCUUCGUCCAAUCCAUCGCAUCGCAUCGAGGGGGGGCUUCGUCCAAUCCACAUCGCAUUGCAUCACAUCGAAGGCAGUGGAGAGUGGCAGCUGUUUUCAAGCUGCCGGAAUAGGAAAGGUGCAUUUGAGUGUUUUGCCUGGAGAUGGCUUUGAAGGCUUUGGCUUGGGGAGAAUGGACAACGAAGGGUGAUGGGCGUGGACGCCGUCGAGCAACAGGUUGAUGGCAGAAGAGCACUGACAAUUCUCUCAGGUGAGAUUUGAACUGGUCUGAGCAUGAAACGUAUCUUUGCCUUCUAGUGUGUUCUCAGAAAGAGAUCAUUUCUGCAGGUGCUAGCGACACUGUUUGCUUUUCUAGUGUGGUUACUGUACUCAGCAGUGGAGUUGGAAGGAUGUACAAGUUUCGCAACGGGACCAGAUAGACGACGGGUUUGCGUGUGAUUCGCAUGAAUGGGACUGUGCUGCCGGUUGUAGAAUGGGAGUGUAACUUUCACCGAUUGGGAGUGUGUUAAAUUUCAGCCACUGUUCUUCAACUGGUGGAUGAAGCAACUGGGUACCUGGAGUGCUGAUGACAAGACCGGUCCGUAAGGAGAGCGCCCAUUUGGGUUUGGAAUCAGUGUAACAGCAGACGGGUGGGUAUGUCUUUUCUGACCGCACAACGAGAUUGCCAUGUCGCUAUCUUUCUUCAGACUGCAAUCGGAGAUUGGCAUCUGGGUAUUUGUCUUCUGAGUGCAACGAGAUCGGCUAUAACGUGUUUGCCUUGAGACAUUAUGACUUUUCUUUCUUGAAGAGCUCCGAAUCUUGGGACUCGCUGGAGCGUGCGGUAAGUUGGGCGUUUUGUUGAACUGUAAUCGAAAAUGGAAUCGAACUGUAAUUCAUGGCGUUAUUUUUAGACCUGCAUACAUACCGCUGUCACUGUGGAUAUAAUUAGCUGUGAGCUCUGGACGAGAGGCGGCGUUAUAUUUAGACCUGCAUACAUACCGCUGUGCAUAUAGUUAGCUAUAAGCUCUGGACGCGAAGCGGUGUCGAUUCUCAGGACUUCUCCGCACCAAUCGAGGUACAGUUCUGCUCGUUCUAUUGGUGGUGUUGGGAUUCGGAGUCCACCAGAUCGGUUGCUGUUCUGAUGACAAGGGAGCAGGGGAGCUGACCGCAAUGUUUUGCUGUAAUAGGCCGAAUCCACAGGAAGAUGGGGGAAAAAACAGGGGACUGAAAAACAAAUCCCGCGUAUGAUUCCUCUGCUUUAGCUUUGGUUGUUGUUGAUGUGCAGUGUUGAGGAGAAAUGUUUCUGCUGAUCUUUUGAGCGCUAAUCUAAACAGAGAACUCCCUAGUGUUUGCACACGUUCGUUUUUGCUUUUUUGUUUUGUGCCUGAUUUAAUGCAUUUCAUUUCGUUUUGUUUUGCUACCGCCGGCCAAGUAUUUUGUUUUGCUGUGCUUAAGAUUGCACCAAGGGGAUAAACGUUGCAAUGACUGAGAUGGCUUUCUACGUGAAGAUCUUCUCCCUCUCCCUCUCUGCCUACUGUUUACAUGGCAGCUCUGUUUGACGAUACAUGGUAGGAUGUCAUUUCUUUUC
This is a messenger RNA of Chara braunii, 4751 nucleotides long. The record is from the annotation of a GenBank genome assembly. NCBI's taxonomy places the organism in Eukaryota, Viridiplantae, Streptophyta, Charophyceae, Charales, Characeae.